AUAUAUUCUCUUUACUCUUUUAUGUAACAAUGACCGGUUUUUAAUAUAUUUGUUCGGUUGUUUUACAGGUUCAAGUUACUUGUACUUAAACGUUCAGCCGCCAAUAAAUUUUCCUAAUUUGCGUGGUUUAUGGCUGUCACUCGGAUAGCGAUCGUUCUUGGGGAAUUAUUAGAUGAAGGGCAAAAAUCAUCGUUGGUAAAGGAUGUGAUUCAAGGUUUGAGUACAUGUCCACCAGAUUUUCUGCUAAAGAUCCAAUCUCAUCUGGAUAAAUUAACAAGCAAUCAACAAUGUUCAUCUGAGUGUAUUUUCUCUUACAAAGAAGAAGAUUUUGAAUUCCUAACCUUAUGUCGCCCAUCAUCAUCUGGAAUUACGUCGUUAUUAACAAGUUUUCUUCAACCAUCAAAAAAUCCCGAUGUCACUCUUAAUGUUAUUCUUAUAUACGCUGGCUUACUAUCGGAUGGAUCAGCUCAUUGGUUGUUACCCAACUUUGUGUUAACACCUACAUUCUUGACUGAUUUUAUUCAACAUUUGUCUACUCUACAUCCUAAACCAGAUGAUACGGAAAGUCUCCCAUCUCACAAACCUAUUCGGCUUCACAUUGGUAUCGGGGCCGUUUCAUCGGGUGGAGACUGGCGACACCUUGUUAGCAACCCACCACAGCCUAUUGGAGGACAUGUAUUCCAUGUUACAGUUAACCGUUGUCGUACAGUAGCAAAACCAAAGACUAACAAGCCUACAGACCCUCCUUCGCCGUCUUCUAGCUCAUUUGAUUUUGAGAGUUUUCUAUGUGAUAUGCUAACCAAACUACCUGAUCCUUAUUGUAUUCCUCUCAGUCAAACUUUGGUAAUGCGCUCACCAACUGAUCUUACACUUAAAGUUUCCAAACCUUGCAUUUAUGUGUUCCCUGAAGGUUCUGGGCAGGCAUCUAUCCUCGCUCUUCCUUUUUACAAUAUGUUAAUUGAUGGAGGAUGUAGUCAUAAACCUUGCUUUUGGUCUGUUGCUAAUUAUCUUGAUCGCCUGGAUUCUGUUCUGGUAACUCAUUGGGGUAUUGAUAACAUACUCGGACUGAAUACGAUUCUUCCGACAGUUUUCAAACCAAGCAACGAUCAAUCGUUACUGUGUCUUCUGACUCCUCCACCGAAUAUUAACAACAUGAAAAUCAAUAAUCAUACUCAAGAUCCACUACCGUUUACGGUUAAUCUACCAAUGUAUUUUUCUAAUUUAGUUGGAGAAAUAAAACGUUCUGGUACUAAUCUCAUGGUCUAUCCAGUCACUCGAGGAGGAAAACAGUCAGUAGUUCCAAAACCACUACAACUUUUCCAGAAAGUAGGUCAAGGUUGUUUGGAGUUAUUCCCAUUGACCCCUGGAGAUGAUGAUUCUGCCGAGUUGCGCAAGUUAAAUGAUGAUUGGUCUAAAUGUGCUCCUUCACUAAUGGCAACAUCUGUCCCAUUAAAUAAAAGUUCAGGAAACAAAACGACCGUUCCACUUCUUUCCUACACAAGUGUAUCAGCUUUGGUUGUUUGGAGACCUACUAAAGAUACUGAACCUAUACUUCGAUUUCUUUUUGUAUCACCAAAUGCACAUCAAACACGUAUUUUGUCAAGUCUUGAUGCAUUAAUUACUAGUUUCAUCUACCUUCGUCAUCCUAAAGCUGUCCCAGCAGAGUUGGAACGAAAACGACCAUCACAACCUUCAAGUGCUGCUUCACGUCGUCCAACGGUACCAGUAACGCACGCAACAUCUGGUAGUAAUGAAGGCAGUAUCAAUUCUGUGGGACAAAAUAAUCAUAAUACUACUACUUCUCGACCAUCUCAUGUAGCAAAGAAGGGGACGACGACAAAGACAACACAGGACACUGCAACACAUCGGCCUCCAUCGUCUAAAACACCUGCAAGCAGUAAAACACAAGCGAAUGCUAAACCUCCUAUUAACAAAACGAAUCAUGUGGUUAAAAAUGCUGAUACUGUUAUGGAGUCACCACCUAAACAACUAGAGGUUCAUGAUAAUGAAGUUUCUACACCAAAUUUGAUACCUUCAGAAUUAAUUACUGAAAGUUCCGGUAUUCAUGAUGUAUCAAAUAAUAUUAUCAAUGGUGAUAUUAUGCAUAAAACAAAUGGUUUUACUCAUGAUCUUUCCGAUUUUGAGCCUUCUGUUAGCUCAGAACAAACGAAUCAUGAUUUAUUAAUUCAUGAUAUGAAUUCAAUGAAAUUGCAAGAUUAUGGUGAAAAUGUUUUUAUCGCUGCUGAUAAUCUUAAUAAUAAUAAUGAUACUAGUGUUAAUAAUAAUAAUAAUUUAAAGGAUAGUAAUCAAAUGAUGUCAACCGGUUUAGAUGAAUAUGAUCCUAUUGCAUCAUGGGGAUCGCCCCAGAAUUUGCCUUUACCGCCUACAGGUUCAGAAGUUGGCAAAAAACCUGAAACAGUUGUAACAACAAACGGUGAAAAGAAAUCCGCAUCUCAUUUGACGAGGAGGGUUACAUCUGUCAACAGUAGUAGCGGUAGUACAGCAUUAGGUGCAACAAAAACUGGUCGUCUUUCUCUUGCACCUCGUGUUGGUGGAUUACAUUCGAAUAUAAGCAACCAGCCAGUCAGUUAUCCUCCUGGUUAUACUAUUGCCUCUGGUCAUGCUCCAGGUACAACAAAGGCUCCUCCAUAUGACAAGGUUAAAACGAUUUAUGUUGAUGUCGCUUUUCUACCAGGUAGUGGAAAUUCAAAUUAUGUUGAUGCUGAGUGGUUUAAACGUGUUCGAGCUCGUUACUAUGUAGCCACUGAUGUAAGACCAACAUGCUCUCUUCUAGAGUCCUUAGUCGUAGGAAAAGAAUCAUGGAGUGGCGAUGAUGCACAACUUGAUGUCUCUUUGAUAUUGGCUUAUGAAACUGAGGAGUUAUUAAUAUGGCUCGGUGUGAAUGCUGGACGUCUCAACAAUUGUCAUGUUAAUGUUGCCGCUGUCAUUUCACGUUCAUCUAUCCAAAUAUUAAAUGAAAAACCUUCAGCUUUCGGUGAUGGUCCUCUUAACUAUCCAGGCUAUCGUAUAGACUUAUUUUAACCAAAAAUGUAUCAGCAUGUCACUGACGUAUAUAACUAAUCUUUAACUGAUGAAUCUCAGUCUUCAUCUUUUCAUCAGUUGUAUCGGCUUUAAAAAACAGAAUAGUAUUUCAUUUCUAUAUCUUCGUAUAUAUAUGUGUUUGUGCGUGCGUAUGUAUUAACAGGAGCAGCUAUCCAUCCAUAUUAGUACAUCGAGAAAUAGGAUAGGAAUCUUACAGUAUGAAAGUUUUUUUUCGAAGACAUUAGAAAGUAAACAUUGUGUAUGUGUCCCUCUGUGUAUAUCGUUAAACCUUUUGACUGGCUUUUCAGUUAUUUUAUUCGAUUGAUUUUUACAUAGAUUAUUAUAUUUACGUUGUUCACUUGUUUCUAGUUGUUGUUUAUUAUCGUUAUCAUCUUUAUUGUUGUAAGAUUCAGUUAGUUUUUACCCAUAAAUUUGUGGAGCUGCCUCAUAUAUGCUGUUUCUUAUUAUUUCUCUCGCACAUACAUUUAUAUAUACAUAUAUAGUAAAUUUAUUUUAAUGCAUCUUUCUUUUAAUGUGCAUCUGCUUCACGAUUGACUUUCUUCACAUACUCAACAUUUUAACGCUUGUAAUAUUUCUCUCAUUUUAAAUGUGUGUAUGACUGGGUGGAAGAUGUUGCUUCUUUAAUGAUACAAGGACUAUAUAUAUAUAUAUAUAUAUA
Messenger RNA from Schistosoma spindalis, 3721 nucleotides. NCBI's taxonomy places the organism in Eukaryota, Metazoa, Platyhelminthes, Trematoda, Strigeidida, Schistosomatidae. The record is from the annotation of a GenBank genome assembly.